Molecule: messenger RNA, 2187 nt
Organism: Manis pentadactyla (Chinese pangolin)
Lineage: Eukaryota; Metazoa; Chordata; Mammalia; Pholidota; Manidae
Product: keratin-associated protein 10-12-like
Exons: 1
Coding region: 212-1027 (271 amino acids)
Cellular component (GO): keratin filament
Source: RefSeq, a predicted model, not a curated record
UGGCAUUUACAGCGACCCAGUGUUGCCAAACACAGCAUAAUACAAACAACAACCAGGAAAGGAGGGCUUCACUCAGCCUGCCAUUGGGGCAACAAAUGCACCCAGAAGGGGUAUAAAAGCCAGCACCCUGGGUACCUCACACACACACACUCACUCACACACUCACACUCACACACACAGUCACACCACCUCCUCCAGCCAACCACCCAGCAUGGCCACCUCCACCCUUUCCGCCUGCUCCAGUGACCUGAGCUACGGCAGCCGGGUCUGCCUGCCUGGGUCCUGGGGCUCCUGCACUGGCCCCUCCUGGCAGGGGGAUGACUGCCCCAAGAGCUGCUGCGAGCCCCCCUGCUGUGCCCCCAGCUGCUGCCAGUCCAGCUGCUGCGCCUCGGCCCCCUGCCUGACCCUCGUCUGCACCCCCGUGAGCUGCGGGUGCAGCCCCUGCCAGUCAGCCUGCACCAGCUCAUGCACACCCUCCUGCUGCCAGCUGUCUAGCUGCCAGCCCCCCUGCUGUGAGACCUCCUCCCCAUGCGAGCAGGUCUGCUGCGUGCCCGUCUGCUGUAAGCCCGUCUGCUGCAAGCCCGGGUGCUGUAAGCUGGUCUGCUGCACGCCUGUCUGCUGUGAGGCCUCCACUUGCCCAACUUCCUCAUGCUGCCAGCCGUCUAGCUGCCAGCCCUCCUGCUACACUUCCUCCCCCUGCCAGCAGGCCUGCUGCAUACCUGUGUGCUGUAAGCCCAUGUGCUGUGUGCCCAUCUGCUCUGGGGCGGCCCCCUGCCCAGCUCCCCCGUGCUGCCAGCCCACCCUCUGCCCUCCGUCCUGCUGCAGACCCUCCUCCUGCAUGUCCCUCAUCUGCCGCCCCAUGUGCAGGCCCGCCUGCUGUGCCCCUGCCUCCCCCUGCUGUGCCCCCGCCUCCCCCUGCCAGCCUAGCUGCUGCCGCCCAGCCUCCUGUGUGUUCCUGCUCUGCCGCCCCGCGUGCGCCCGCCCCGCCUGCUGUGGCCCCACCCCGGCCCAGAAGUCCUGCUGCUGAUGGGGUGCAUCCCCCAACCCUCCUUGGACCAACUCUGACUUUCACGUGGAAUCUUGGGAGCCUUGAGCCCUGUCUGGGCUCUCCUUCUGCCCCAGAUCUCCCACCUCUGCAGUCUGUGCUGAGCCCUCCCCGCCCACCGGCCCCAGUGGCUGGCUCUAUUUCCUCCACAUCCUGCGUCUCACUAGGUCCUACUCUCCAUCCUGGCUGGACUCUGGUGACAAUGUCCUGCUCUCUGUAAGUGACCUGUCUGUAACAAUAAAGCCCCUGCCUGUCUCUCUCUGAAGGUCUUGAAUGCAUAUCUGGGUGAAGCAUGGGGAUAAGGGCUGAUGUGGCCUGGGCUUCCCUGAGACCUGGCUGUGGGCUGCAUCUGGGGCAACAACACCACUGGGCAGGCCAGGCCUACCAGGUUGCCUUGCAGCCUCCAGCUCAGAUAGACCUGCCUACUGGAGCCGCCUGUGCCUCUCAGACAUCAGUGAGGGAUGGGGGCCGCUUGUCCAGGCCCUGGGCCUGUCACACUGAGGCCUUGGGGCUUUGCUAGGGGCAAAGGAGACCCCACUUAGUAAAGCAUCUUCCUUUGGGGCAUGAAGCCCACCCAGGGCCAGCUUUGGGCAGGCUGGUGCCAAUCACCUCCAGCGACCCCAGGCUCAGAGCGGGUGCUCCCCGCUGUGUGAAGGUGCUAGGGUGGUGAGAGCCGUGUGCAGUGACCAUGGGGGCCUGUGUCAAUCAGGGCUGUCUGGGGAAAUAACUAAUGGGGCUGUGUGUGUGCACACAGCGAUUCACUUCGAGGACGUGGCUCACGGGGCUGUGCAGGCUGGAGGGUCAGAAGGCUCCAGGGCCAGCUCCCAGGGGCACCGUGGUGCUUCAGCCUGAGUGUGAAGGCCGUCUGCUGGUAGGAUUUCCUCCUUGGGGGACCUCAGUCUUUUCCUUAAGGCCCUCAACUGACUGAAGGGCCCACCCAUGUAUGGCAGAUAAUCUGCUUUGCUCAGUCUGCUGAUUCAAAGGUUAUUCUCAUCUAAGAGAUACCUUCAGCCCAGCGUCCAGAUGUGUUUGACCGAACAUCUGGGCACAUGCCUGGCCACGAAGACACAUAACAUUAACUGUCAUGGGGACCCAUAGCCGGGAUUCAGAUAUUUGGAAGUGGUGAGAGCUUGCUGGGUGCC